Messenger RNA from Triticum turgidum subsp. durum (durum wheat), 1974 nucleotides. Lineage: Eukaryota; Viridiplantae; Streptophyta; Magnoliopsida; Poales; Poaceae. The record is from the annotation of a GenBank genome assembly.
AUGGAAUCCAGCGACCCCAGCUCCGCCGCAGUAAGUAAGACACAAGAAAUAUCUGUACCACCUGUGGAGGGUGUAGCUGGAGGAGGCACUAGUUAUGGCUGGGUGGAUGGAGGCUUGCAGGGGUCGCAUCUAGGUUCUAGUGUGAUUGACCCUACUAAGGUGCACUCGGCAGAUCUUUUGCAUGUUUGGUCUAUGCCCAGCACAGCAAAUGUUAGCCAACAAGAAGCACCUCGACCUCUAGAACAUGUUAACCUUUUGGCAGCAAGAAAUGAAAGGGAAAGUUUUCAAAUCGCGUUACGUCCAAAAGUUUCAUGGGCCAGUUCAGGUAUUGCAGGGCCUGUGCAGAUUCAGUGCACUGAUCUAUGCUCAUCCUCUGGAGGAAGGUUAGUGGUUGGUCAAUCUAUAACGUUGCGACGUGUGGUGCCUAUAUUAGGUGUACCAGAUGCCCUUGUGCCUAUUGAUCCUUCCAGUCCACAAAUAAACCUACUUCCUGGGGAGACAACUGCAGUAUGGGUCUCACUAAAUGUUCCUUGUGGGCAAGAGCCUGGUCUAUAUGAAGGAGAAAUAUGUAUUACUGCUAUGAGGACAGACUCAGAUUCCAAGGCAGACUCGUUACCAAAAUCUGAGAGAUACCAGCUGUAUAAAGAAUUAAAGACUUGUCUUGGUAUCACUGAAUCCAGAGACCACUCAUCGUCAGAGGAAAUGAUACUAAGAUUAUCAUCAACUUCAACCACACUGAGGAGGAUGCUAGUACUUCCAGCAUUCCAGGACUGCCAUGAGAAUAAUGGAUUAGGGGACAUGAUGGAUGAAGAUGUUAUGAACAAUGUUGCUGUUCGUGUCAAGUUAAGCUUGACUGUGUGGGAUUUCACUCUCCCACUGACACCUUCCUUACCUGCUGUUUUUGGUAUAUCUGAAACUGUCAUUGAAGACCGGUUUUGUUUGGAGCAUGGCACCAAAGGGUGGUAUGAUGCACUGGAUCAUCACUUCAGGUGGCUCCUCCAGUACAGAAUCAGUCCAUUUUUCUGCAGAUGGGGCGAUAGCAUGCGUAUUCUUGCGUACACAUGCCCCUGGCCUGCUGAUCAUCCAAAGGCUAAUGAAUAUUACUCUGAUCCAAGACUCGCAGCAUAUGCUGUACCGUACGCGCCUAUUCUGUCAUGUACCGAUGCAGCAAAAAAUUCUCUGCGAAGAGAGGUUGAAAUCUUGAAAACAGAGGCUCAUUGGUCGAAAGCUUACUUCUACUUGUGGGAUGAGCCAUUGAAUAUGGAGCAGUACGAAGUGAUUCGCAACAUCUCUAACGAGUUAAGGACAUACACACCCGAUGUGCGUAUUUUAACAACUUAUUAUGCUGGUCCAAGUGGUUCUGAACUGGCUCCUUCUACGUUUGAGGCUUUUGCGAAAGUUCCAAAUGUUCUACGUCCGCAUACACAAAUCUUUUGCACUAGCGAAUGGGUUCUUGGCACAAGAGAGGACUUAGUGAAGGAUAUUAUUGCUGAACUACGACCUGACCUUGGUGAAGAGUGGUGGACAUAUGUUUGUAUGGGGCCUUCUGAUCCUCAACCAAAUUGGCACCUUGGGAUGCGCGGAACUCAGCAUCGGGCAGUGAUGUGGAGAGCAUGGAAGGAGGGUGGCACAGGAUUUCUUUACUGGGGUACCAACUGCUACGAGAAGGCUAUGAUUCCAAGUGCCGAGAUCUGUUUCCGACGCGGCCUUCCUCCAGGCGAUGGGGUUCUGUUUUACCCUGGCGAGGUGUUUUCUUCGUCAAAGGAACCAGUUGCGUCCCUCAGGAUUGAACGCAUUCUCAGUGGCAUGCAGGACAUUGAAUACUUGAACCUUUACUCCUCAAAGCACGGCAGGGAGGAGGCCUUGGCCCUCCUGGAGAAGACUGGCGCGUAUCUUGGCCCGGAUCGCUAUGCACAUGAUCAUGGGCCAGUUGAUGUGAUGCGCGGUGAGGUAUACCGCACCUGCAGAUCUUAG